Centruroides sculpturatus (bark scorpion) is the source of this 1315-nucleotide messenger RNA. Its product is annotated as serine/threonine-protein phosphatase 2A regulatory subunit B'' subunit gamma-like. The transcript has 4 exons. The record is from RefSeq and is a predicted model, not a curated record. The coding region runs from base 333 to 656 and encodes 107 amino acids. Lineage: Eukaryota; Metazoa; Arthropoda; Arachnida; Scorpiones; Buthidae.
AAUCGAUAAUCCUGUAUUAAAUUUUCCACGAGAUGAAAAUUGCUCAGUUUUGCAUAUUUUAUGGUUUUUCUCCUACACAAAAAAACGCUGUCUGUAUUUAAUACUGUACAAUAUGUUGCAUUAGUGUAUUUUCAUAAUUUAUAAUUUCAAAACUGGCAACACUAAUAAUUUCUAACAAAACAGACGAUAUAAAAAAUUUGAAUUCGUGACGUAAAGACGAUCGAAAUAUAAAUAGAAAGAAAGAAAGAAAGAAUUUUAUUUCUAUGAAAUGAUCAUACUUGAGAAUCUUAUACUCGUUUUUUAGAAGAAGAAUAACAGAAAAAAAAGCUUAAAUGGAUAUAAUUAGCAAACUGAAAAGAUAUAACGAAAGAAAAUGUAAUUAUGCAUUUUUUAUAUUACCUACGAGAUUAGUACAAGUAUCGAAAAAAGCUAAAGAAACUCAAGAUAAAGAUUUAAAUAGUCCAGAAAAAAUAAAUGAAGAAUUUCAAAAAUUAUAUAUAGAAUGGAAGGGUUUAAAAGAAGAACCAAAUGGAAUUCCAAGAUUUUAUUAUAAAAUUCCAGCUGAAGAUAACAUAUUAUUGUUGAAAUUAAGAGAAGAAUCAAGGAAUUGUGCCAUUGCCAGAAAGAAGAUUUUAACAUUUUACAUGUUGAGGUAGAUAGAAGCUUCUAAAGAAAGGUCAACUCUGCCAUGAGACAUUUUCUGAGUUGUGAAGAAAGGACAAGAAGACACUUUUAAUGUAAUGUGUUGUUUGAAAAUUUUUUUAUAAAUUUGUUAAGUUUUUAUUUUGUUGUUAUUACUAGUCAAAGGAAAUUAGUCAUAAAAUAAAAACAAUAAAUCUUAUUUAUUUAUUUAUACACUUUACAUAAUUGGAAUAGUUCAUAAAUAUCUACAAUUGAAUUACAAGGGUGGUCAUUUGAAAUUGAAACUAAAGUAAUGUCUUCUUUAGUUUCAAUUUCAUUAAUUAUUGAGGCAGAGCUUUGCUAAUGCUCUGCCUUAAUAAUUAUGUACCUUACAGAAUUAUGUUCAUUCUCAAAAUCCAUUUGAUCAAUUUUGAUUAAAUUAUGCCAUUUUCCAUUAUUUGUGAUGAGGAAUUGAAAAAUAGUAAAAAAAAAAAAAUGGGGGUCCCUGACUCCAUUUUCAAGAUAAGGUCAUUUCAUGAGUGCGCAAUGAAGCAAUAUCACACAAAUUGUAUGACUUUGUCAUGCGAUGUUUCACAGUUGCUAGCACAUCAUCUACGGGCUUAGAGAAUUGAGUUUGUUCUCAAAAUUUAAUGGGACAAUUUUUGAUAAAAUUUUGCCAUUUUUUAGUAAUUGA